UCUUAUGGUCAGUUUCACUUGCUGAAUUAAUGUCGCUGUCCCCAAGGAACGCUUCACGUUGACCUACCAGACCAUGGUGCUCCCCAGGGACGUGAACCCGGCGUCUUUGCUGGACUGGUGUACUCUUGUCGUGCUUCUCGGGACGCUUAGCUCAGCCACCGGCCAAGUAUUUGACCCCAGCCGGGACUGUUACGAUUACACUGACGUCAACAAGGUGGACCUGGUGGGGGACAGGUGCGCUGAGGACCAGCACUGCUGUGGCACGUGUUUCCUCAGGUACUGCUGUACCUCGCCUAACUACGGCAUGAACUGGCAGCAACAAUGCCUCAACAACAGAUUACCCAUGUCAUAUCCUACAAAGGGUCCGUACUACCUCCAGCCGUCAGUGCUGGCCGGGGUGAUAGCGGCGUCUGUGGUCGGCGGCAUCAUCCUCAUCACCGGCGUUGUCAUCGUAGUGAUGUGGAGAAAUCAAGUGGCUUGCUUCGACAGGGAACGAUGAUAGACCUUUAUACAGAGACACUGGGAGACGGGGUGCAAUUUUGUGAUAAAACUUUUUUUAUUUUAUACUUGGACUUGGUCCCGAUAACUCGGCUGUCUCCGAAGUCAAACUAUUACUCAAGGCAAUGGCAGUGGAGCAUACCAGAAAAUCAUACUCGGGGUGGAUGGAGAGAGAGCUAUUUUAUUUUUCUCUAAUGUUGGACAAGUCUGGGUGC
Molecule: messenger RNA, 713 nt
Organism: Lingula anatina
Lineage: Eukaryota; Metazoa; Brachiopoda; Lingulata; Lingulida; Lingulidae
Product: protein shisa-3 homolog
Source: RefSeq, a predicted model, not a curated record